AUGACGACGCAUAAGAAAGCGCUUACGAUCGAUACGAUCAACCCUAAUGUCUUGAAAGUACACUACGCCGUACGAGGCGAAAUUCCCAACAAGGCAGCGGAGUUUGAGCAGCAGCUGCAUGAAGGCAAGAACCUGCCGUUUGACUCGGUGGUGUGGACCAACAUUGGCAACCCGCAGCAGCAGCCGAACCUGGGCCAGGAGCCUCUGACGUUCUGGCGUCAGGUCUCGGCGCUGACAGAGUACCCUGCACUUUUGGAUAUGCCUGCGGAGGCCCGCGAUGCGAUGUUCCCUGCCGACACCCAGGAGCGUGCGCGGGAGCUGCUUGAGGCGUUCGGUAGUGUGGGUGCGUACACAUCCUCCAAGGGUGUGCCGCUUGUGCGCAGGCAUGUCGCAGAAUUUCUCAAGGAACGUGAUGGCCACGACGAGGACAUUCACAACAUUUACCUUACCGCGGGUGCCUCGGCGGGCAUUUCACUGAUGUUCCAAGUGUUCUUCGGCAGCGGCGACGGUGUGCUGAUCCCUAUUCCGCAGUACCCUCUCUACUCGGCGACCCUCUCCCUGCUCAACGUGGAGCCGAUGAAAUACAGCCUGCGUAGCGACCACUGCUGGGACCCUUCGGACACGGACGUUCGCCGCCAGAUUGACUUGGCGGUGAAGCAUGGCAUUAAGCCACGUGCAAUUGUGGUGAUCAACCCAGGCAACCCCACGGGCUCGUGCAUGUCCAAGGAGCAGAUUUACGAUGUGAUCAAGGUGGCAUACGAAUUCGAUUUGGCGAUCUUUGCCGAUGAAGUAUACCAGGUGAACAUUUACCAAAAAGAACGACCCUUUGCAUCGUUCCGCAAAGUGCUGCUCGAUCUGCGCCACAGCAGUGACCCAACAGAGCGCGAUAUGAGCGAGAAGGUAGAGCUUGCGUCGCUGCACAGCACCAGUAAGGGUGUGGCGGGCGAGUGCGGUCGUCGUGGUGGCUUCUUUGUGCUAAACAACUUUGACGCAGACGUGGAAGCGCAGGUGAACAAAAUGGCGAGCAUUGGCCUGUGCCCGCCGACGCAGGGCCAGAUUGGUGUGGAUCUCCUUGUUCGUCCGCCCAAGCCAGGCGACCCAAGCUACGAGCUGUAUGCGAAGCAGAUUCACAACAUUCACGAGACGCUGCACCAACGCUCGCUGCUGAUUGCUGAGAAGUUCAACGAGUUGGAGGGUGUCAAGGCGGAUCCGGCGAUGGGCGCGCUCUACAUGUUCCCGCGCCUGCACCUGCCGAAGGCCGUGGCAGACGAGGCGGAGAAGGUCGGCAAGAAGGUGGAUGAGCUGUACUGUAUGGAACUACUGAAGGAGACGGGUAUCUGUGUCGUCCCUGGCUCGGGCUUUGGGUACACGCCACGUGUCUUGGACGACGGCUCGAGCUACUCGUACUUCCGCACGACGCUCCUGGCCAAGGCCACGGACAAGUUUGUGGAGCGGUAUGUGCGCUUCCACAAGUCCUUCAUGGAGCGUUACAAGAACAAGUAA
Molecule: messenger RNA, 1503 nt
Organism: Malassezia pachydermatis
Lineage: Eukaryota; Fungi; Basidiomycota; Malasseziomycetes; Malasseziales; Malasseziaceae
Product: alt1-alanine aminotransferase
Exons: 1
Coding region: 1-1503 (500 amino acids)
Biological process (GO): biosynthetic process
Molecular function (GO): L-alanine:2-oxoglutarate transaminase activity; pyridoxal phosphate binding
Source: RefSeq, a predicted model, not a curated record